This is a messenger RNA of Boleophthalmus pectinirostris (great blue-spotted mudskipper), 3959 nucleotides long. RefSeq names its product protein SON (gene sonb). The record is from RefSeq and is a predicted model, not a curated record. Gene Ontology annotation, biological process: regulation of mRNA splicing, via spliceosome; regulation of cell cycle. The coding region runs from base 73 to 2853 and encodes 926 amino acids. Gene Ontology annotation, molecular function: RNA binding. The transcript is spliced from 20 exons. Lineage: Eukaryota; Metazoa; Chordata; Actinopteri; Gobiiformes; Gobiidae.
GUCCAAUGCGGAACGUUCAUGCGGCUCCAGUGGUUCCUACCCGGAAGCGUAUACUAAAAGCACAGUAAAAACAUGGCAGCCAACAUAGAGCAAAUCUUUCAAGAUUUUAUUUUGAACAAAAUCAAAGAAAUUGAAGAACAAAAGGAGGAACACACUGUUCCUGUUGCAGAGAACAGCCACACAGAGGCAUGCCGAAAGACCAGCUCUCCUGAAAAACGCCCUCGCAGCCCCAGUCCGCAAAACAAAAAACAUAAGAAGAAGAGCAAGAAACACAAGAGCAAGAAGAAGAAGAAGAAGAGCAAAGGGAGGGAUAGAGACAGUAGUGAUUCAGACGACAGCCGUGGUAAACAUCACAGAUCAAAAGAAGAAAGGGAAAGUAAAGAUAAAGACAGUGAUCGGACAUCGAGCCGACAUCGCCACAAGUCCCCAGAUGAAGACAGGAGGAAGAAGAGGAGGAAGAGGAGUAAAGAGAAAGACAGUUCUGAUUCAGACAGCGAUGGGAGGGAGGCCAAGAGAGACAAGACUAACGGACCCAGUCACCAACCACAGCUGCCAGACAUCAUCCCCAAACAGGAAAGUUCAAGUAAGACGAACAGGAAACAAGAGUCCACACACAAGUCCUCCCGCUCCCGGACAAGAUCAAGGUCUCGGUCUCAUUCCCGAUCCCAAUCCCAGUCCCAUUCCUCUGCACCUAAGAAAGAGUCGGACACCGGAGACCACAGGAAAUCCAGAACAAGAUCUAGAUCUGCCGAGAAAAAGCCCCCCUCUGCUGCUGACCCCCCUGACCCCGCGCCAACCUCCACCGCCGAGCCCGUGGGUGUUGAGGUACUCCCCAGCUCCACCGAGCACCAGCCCACAGAGGAGGGCCUGACCACGGUAGAGCCAAGCGCACAGCCAGCCUCCUCUGAGAAGGAAGAAGAAAAGACGGAAGAUAAAACACAAGAGACACCAAAAAGCGAAGGUCAAAGUACAUCUCAAUCCACUACUGCCAAGUUGGUUACUGAGGACAAACCCAAACGUACAUCGUCUAGUGCAGACUCCCCAUCGAAACACCGGAAGAAAAGCAGCCGCUCGCCGCAAAAGAAGAAGGAGCACAAGACCUCCAGGAGAGCCCGGGGGUCCAGGAGCAGGUCCACCAGCAGGUCCGCCAGUCACAGGAGGCGCUCGAGAAGCAGGAGUCCACGCAGGAGGAGGUCACGGUCAAGGUCGAGAGGUCGGAGGUCACAUCGUACCCGUAGCCGCUCCACGUCCAAAGAUCGCCGGAAGAGGAACCCGUACAGCCAGAGGGACCGCUGGAGGAGGGAGCCCAGUCACUCCCCCGUACUCAUCCUCCGGAAAAAUCGAUCCCCCGCAGGAAGAAAACACGGCAGCUCCAGCCCCCACCGCAUCAGCGACCUUGAUAAGGAGCAGCUGUUGGAGAUCGCCAAAGCAAACGCUGCAGCCAUGUGUGUGAAAGCCGGCAUGCCUGUCCCCUCCAGUCUGCGCUCAACAGCAGCUCCACUCAACCUGCCUAUGGCCAUGAACCCGGCGAUGGCCAGUAUGACCGCAGCCUCCAUGACCGCAGCCCUGUCCAACAUCAGCUCCCUCCUGCCCUCCCUGAGCAGUAAACCCUCGUCUGGCUCCGGCGCGCUCAGCUCUGCCCUGGAGGAGGUCAAGAAGAGCGUACAGAAGCAGGCUAACAUCAUUAGCAUCAAAGAGUUCACCGAGAAAUGUAAGAUGAUCGUGGACAGUAAAGGCGAGCUUCCGGUGGCGGCUCCUCACGUCUCAGAUGAAGAGGAUGAAGGGAAACCAUUUGGAGCAGCAGCGGUUAAAGAGCAGAAGGCUAUCCGCUUUAGUAUUACUAACAUGGGUGUCCGUCCAACUGUCAGGAGCGACGCAGGCAUCGCCAAAGAGUUCCCCGUGUCCUCUGGGUCCCAACAUCGAAAAAAGGAGGGCGAGGGGCAGGGCGCGUACGGAGAAUGGGUCCCAGUUGAAAAGACCAAUGAGAAAGCAGCAUCCAAUCCCAAGAAGAGCUCCUCGACGUCGGGCAAGUCAUCAGCAGAGACUGGGUCUGGAGCAGAACCAGAGCCAACUGUGGAACAUGACAGUGUGUUCCCAGAGCCCCCACUACAGCCUGUCGAUAUCUCCCAAGCUGUGAGUGAAAGAAUCAAAGCUCAAAGACGAUUGGCUGAGAAUCCCUAUGACGUCAGCGCCCUGUGUAUGCUGAGCAGGGCACAGGAGCAGGUGGAUGCGUGGGCCCAGUCCAACACGGUCCCCGGGCUCUUCACUGGUUCUACAGGAGCUCAGGUCCUCAGCUCAGAAGAACUCUCCUCCAAUGGACCUCAGGCCUGGCUCAAGAAGGACCAGUUCCUUAAAGCAGCUCCAGUUUCAGGGGGUGUGGGGGAGUUCCUCAUGAGGAAGAUGGGUUGGAGAACAGGAGAGGGUCUGGGGAGGAACCGGGAGGGCACAGUGGAACCAAUUAUCAUCGACUUCAAGGUGGACCGCAAAGGGUUAGUGGCUGAAGGGGAGAAGCCACAGAAACAGACUGGAGGACUGGUCGUCACCAAGGACCUCAUGGGGAAGCACCCGGUGUCCGCUCUGAUUGAACUGUGCACAAAGAGGAAGAUUGUGCAGCCGGACUUUGUCAUGGUUCACCACAGUGGCCCCGACCACCGCAAGAACUUCCUCUUCAAGGUGACGGUGGGUGGAGUGGACUACCAGCCUCAGACGGCCAGUCCCAAUAAGAAACACGCAAAGGCCAUGGCUGCUACAGUGGCGCUGCAGGCUCUGGGAGAGGUCCCUGCGGACGGCCCUGGUCUAUACACUGGCCCUGUGUUUACGGCUGCCUCCACCGGACCAUUGUUUUCUACGUGAUCGGCAAGCACACGUCACCACGCGGACUGCAUUUCAAAACGUUUAACACUUGAAGAUUUAAUACGACUAUGAAAGGGAGCAGAUGUCCACUUUGCUUUUUCAUAAACAAUAUUUCAAACGUAGAAAACUGUGCAAGGACUGCGCAAAGGGCAUCAAAAUCUCUCCCAACCCGUGUUUUUUUGUACAUGAAGACAUUGUAUCAUAUGGAGUAGAUUUCUGUAAUGUUUUUUGAUCUAAUUUUGUUUUAAAGUGAUGUAAAUAGUUGUCUUUUAGUCCUCCAUGGUUCUGUUCAUUAUGUUCCCAAUGUGGCCGAACUCAUUCAAAAGCUCUGAUCUGUAUAGAGCAAACAUAAAUAAAGAGUAUAUUUAUAUUAUCUAAGUAUUUCAAUAAUGUUUCCUGUCUUUAAAUAUCUAAUUUAAACUAAACCAAUUGUAUUACUACCAAAAGGGCGACAAAAAUACUGUGGUCCUAAAGUAGAGCCUUGUGGUACUCCGCUGGGUGCCAGGUGCUAAGAGGGAUCAAAUAAAGUUUCAUUAAAUAAACUUCAUGUGAAAUGUACACCUGGAGAAGUACAGUAAGCUCAUUUAAGGACCUUGAAAGUUUGUGGUUCAAUCCCCGCAUCCCUCGGUUUAUACUGCCUAUGUGUCUUUGGGCAAGAUGACAUGCAAACCUUGCCUUUAGCGCAGUGGUUCUCAAACAUUUUCAUCGCGACCAUUGGUAUGCGCAAACCUGAAACACAAAAAAUAUGCUGCCUGCAAAAUGAUAAAGUAGCAUUAAUAUCUAAUCUCUGAUUAAAUUUUUCAUAGGCCUACAUAAAUUCAUUUGAAAAUAGGCUUUUUACCACUGAAUUUUAAGUGUGUUUGGCCUUGAUUAAGACUAUUGCAUAUAUUUUGAAUUUUUUGUUUGUCCAGACUCCCAGGUUGAGAACCACUGUGGAACUGAAUGAUUGUGUGAGUGUGAAUGGGUGAAUAGUUUCUUUCUAUGAAGUACUCUGAAUGUUCUGUACAUUUACAGAGAUACAUGACUUAAACGGACACUUUCCAUAGCAGCAUUCAGGUGCAUCCUUUGGAGUCUGCUGACAUAUUAAAAUUAUAUUGAACCUUAAA